GUUGCACUUGCGCUUCUGCAAACGCCCCACGAAAAGCCAUCGUUUCCGCUCUGCCACUCCUCUCGCUUGCCCAUCCUUUCACCCCCUCACUUUAGACGCGCGCUCCCCGCCCACAGUCUGCGAGAGAGAUGGAGAGACUCUCAAUAAAUGAUCCCCCGCCCGGGCCUCAGCAUGGUAAUAAUGCCCAGCAGGGCCAGCAGGGCCAACAGCCACCGCAAGUGGGAGUGUCCCAGGGCCCCCCGCAAUUACCGCCGCAGAUGUUCACAACCGCCGCUCAGCUGUUAGAUUUAACAGAUAAGAAGCUAGUCCUCGUGCUCCGUGAUGGACGGAAGCUGAUCGGUGUGUUAAGAAGCUGGGAUCAAUUCGCCAACCUUGUCCUCCAAGAUACAAUCGAACGGUUAUAUGCUGGAAAUCUCUACGCCGAUAUCCCUCGUGGGAUCUUCCUUGUUCGUGGCGAGAAUGUGCUGCUUCUGGGCGAAAUCGAUCUCGACAAGGAAGACGAUAUCCCCGCGCACCUUCAAAAGGCCCCGUUCCAGGAGGUCUUUGACCUGAAGAAGAAAGAAGACAACGAACGCAAACGGUCCGAUAAGAAGCGUAACAACCAGCUGCAGGGUCUUGGCUUCGAAGCUGAGCACAGCGGAGAGAUCCUCUUCUAGUCAGCAGACCGAACCGUUUCAUCGAGACCCUUGGCUCGGGACCUGCUCUUUGUUUGAGCCACGCCCGCGGCGAUUUCACCCGUUUCGCCACCCUGAGAUGGGCGCUGCGGUCUGCAGAGCGAGCGGAACUACAUAUUGGUCUCGCUCUUGAGCGUUUGCAAGCAGUUACAAGCAAAUAAAGAAGGGGUAGAGGGGGUAGAAGGGGGGGGGGGUAGGUGGAAAGGUAUUCACACUACGUGAAAAAUUUAGAGGGAUCUCUCGGGUUAUUGUGUGUCCCAGUCGACCUCGAUCCGUGAGCAUCAUCAAUAUGUUGGACAGAUGAUAGGGUGGAGGCUGCCAAGUUCGAAAUCUCCUUGUCCUCGGCCCAUGCAGACUCACACCCCAUCCU
Penicilliopsis zonata CBS 506.65 is the source of this 1044-nucleotide messenger RNA. RefSeq lists its product as hypothetical. Lineage: Eukaryota; Fungi; Ascomycota; Eurotiomycetes; Eurotiales; Aspergillaceae. Gene Ontology annotation, biological process: deadenylation-dependent decapping of nuclear-transcribed mRNA. Bases 129 to 656 code for a protein of 175 amino acids. Gene Ontology annotation, molecular function: RNA cap binding. Gene Ontology annotation, cellular component: P-body; Lsm1-7-Pat1 complex. The transcript has 4 exons. The record is from RefSeq and is a predicted model, not a curated record.